AACUGUCAUCAAAACUUUAGCCAUAGUUUACGUCAGAACGUCAAACGUCAGAAUAUUUUUUACAGUCUAUGGUCAGAACGUCCCUCCAGAGUUCAGUUAUAUUGACAGCAUGACUCAGCAAUUUGACUGUAUUAUCCGUACACAAUGUCACAAGGACUUGUCACUCUGAUGGCACUGACAUAUUCAUAGACACAGAUAUUUAAUUUUGAGAGUUGAACUAAGGAUUUUGAGCAAGAUACUGGCUUUUGCAGAGGCAACUCAUAUGGGCAACCCCGAUUCCUGCUGGAAAGACAACAAUCAGAGCCACCAAACAGCCAGAAAACAACCCCCCCAACCAGAGCCAACAGAUGAACUAAUACACCGCUGAUCUGUCUGACAUAUGAUUGCAACUUGCAAAAUCUGCAAAGGAUGCUUAAAAGUCUAACAAAGGCUUGCUUGAGCCCUCCUGUUAAAUGCACUGUUCAUGUGAACGAUAUAGUUCUUUUAGGUUGUGAUUACAACAUUCUGUUAUCAUAAAGUUGAGAUUUUUAGAAUUAGUUUUAAUAUCUGGGGCAUUGUCUCCAGCUCUAAUGUGAUGAGAACAAAAAAAAAGCUGGACUAUGUUAACUUUUUAGGCUGUUAAGUGUUAGAAAUAGGUCUCCUGAGGCAGGGUAGCAUGUGACUAGAAUGAAACUUAAAAAAACAACAACCCCUCCAUUAUCAUGAGUGCACACAAAUAUAAAAUAAACAUAUGAAGCCUUAGUUUUUGUGUGAUUUCAUAUUGAUCUGCCAGAAACACCUCAAAAGCGCCUUAGCCUAUGUCUGAACUUAUACAUUGGGACUUAGUGCAAUAAAAAAUGUUCGAAUAAAAGGACCUCAGUGAUUGUAAUAUGACUGUGCAUUAACUGUAAAUGGCUUGGUUUUCUUUAAAACUGUAUACAAAUAUGCUCCUUGCAGGUAUACAAGUAGUAAAACGUGUGCAGCUCAAUAACAAGUAAAAACAAGUCAUAGUCUGACAAAAAUGCAAAUAAAAAAGCAUGCCUUGGGUUUAGUUAGAACUGUUACUAUAUAUAUAUGUUAUCGAUGACAAGUGUUAAAUGUGUAUUUAAGCCCCAGUCUGCGCAAUGUGUUUUGAUCUGUCACAUUCAUAACGUGCACAGAGCAACUGAACCGACAAAACCAUCGAUCCGUCUUUCCUCCUUAAACUUCUUGAGAAAUUCAGCAGUCUGUCAGAUGUUUUGAACCUGUAUGUAAAACAGAGACUAUGUCAGAGAAGUGGGAAAUGCAGAGAAUUAUUGUGAAUUCAGAGCCGUGUUGUCUCUUUUUUUUCUCUCUCGCUCAGUAUGAUUUGUUUCGGUUUUAAAAGGGAAAGCACCGUCAAUUUAAAGCAAAGAGCGCUGGCGCUGCUCUGCACUGUACCUGCAGUGAGGUGCGCAAGGAUAUGAACAUUAUCUACUCUUCUAUUAGCUUUGGUUCAAUGAUAGCAGUGCUUUCUGAGUCAAUCAUUUAAACUCGUAUCUACAAUCCACCCGUAAGAGAAAAGGAAACCCAGUGAGGAUUUGAAUGCUGCCAAUUAGAUCUCACAGGGAUGGGAAUUGCGCACCGCUGGACACUUUCGAUGGUGUCUCACUGAACGCCGAGGAGUCCUCACACACCUGAAAACUUCUCCAGACACAGAGCACCUCUCCCACCUACGGUUGAUGCCGAGGAUCAUGACCAUGAAUGGUGACCACCAGUCGGUUGCCGCAACGCCGCUGGAUCUGCGCACCACUACCCGAGAGCGUGGGAGCUCCAGAGAGGGGAGUCCGGACUGCAGCGGUCGCGUAAGGGACGCCCGUGUGACAAGCGGCUCACCUGCACCUCCUGCGUGCACGGGGACGGACAGUUUUCAAACAAGCUGCCCAUCAGUCAGAGAGUCGCAGAGUUCCAAAAGCGGAGCUGCUCGUAAGAGACAAGCGGACGAAUCUUCCCUCAGGCUGCCUUUCAGGAAACGUCGGAUUCAUCUAGAGCCGGAGCCCCAGACCCAGUCAACGGCCCCUGCAGAGACAGGAGACCGAUUUCCCCCUGCAGUACAGACGGACUUUACGUCUAGUGUUGGUCGUUUGGAAAGAGUCGCGGAUGAUGGCAGAAUCAGCGCUGGACCACAGACUCCCAGAUGGCUUGAAGGGGCACGGCAGAGUCCUGAUGGAUAUUCCUUUCGUCUUUUGCACCAGUUUGAUAACAGUCGCUUCCCAGUGUAUUGUUGGCCUCCUGUCCAUGAACUGAAUCAUCCUGUGACCCUACCAACUGACAACCGACUGUCUGGUAUCGCCCUGGCUACACGUCAAGAUGAAGACGGAGACACAGUUCUUCAUAUAGCAGUGGUCCAGGGGAAGUAUGCUUUUGUCUGCAAGCUGAUCCAACUUCUGCUGUCGGCUUGCAGGAGUCUAGAUAUCUACAACAACCUCCGCCAGACGCCUCUUCAUCUGGCGGUGAUAACUCAGCAGGCAAGCAUGGUGGAGGCUUUGUUGAGCUCGGGGGCCGACCCUGCUGCAUUGGACCGUAACGGGCAAACGGCACUCCACCUCUGCUGUGAAUACAACCAGCACGACUGUCUGUCAGUGUUGCUCUCUUGCUCCUUGGCUUCCACGUGCCUGGAAAUCAGAAACUUUGAGGGUUUGAGCCCUCUUCAUCUGGCUGUGCUGCGUGGCCACAAGGAUUUGGCCAGAAUGCUGCUAGAUGUGGGUGCUGACAUCAAUGCCAUGGACAUUAAAAGCGGACAGAGCCCCCUCAUGCACGCGGUGGAGAGCAAUAACGCAGACAUGGUGCACUUCCUCAUUGAGAGAAGUUGUGAUGUCAACAGCCAGUCAUACAGUGGGAACACAGCUCUGCACAGCGCAUGUGGUCGAGGUCAGGUGGACACGGUGAGGCUUCUGCUGAAGAGCGGAGCUGACAGCAGCCUCAAGAACUAUCACAAUGACACCCCUGUGAUGGUGGCAAAGAACAAGAAAAUAUCAGAUGUGUUACGAGGGAGAGGAGCAUCCAACCAGAUGAGAGUUCAAGAUCAUCCCUCUAUCUCUAACUCUCCACAUGGGAGCAACUUAACAGAAAUUGGGUCCCCAUCUCCGAGCCACAGUCGAGGAUGUUCACCUUCAACUACACCACACGCGUCUUAUCAUAGCAACUCUCACUCUCCAAAGACUCCAUCUACACUUCUUCCAUUUUUUUAGCUCUAAGUUAUGUCCAGCGCAACUUUCAGCUACCUCUACAGAGCCAACCAACAGAGACUCAGUGCCAAAGGGGACAUCACGGAGAAGGUUCAGUCAAUGGGAUGAUAGAUCAGUAAAAGACUGCACUGGAAAUAAGACAUUCCUACAAGCUAGCCUUAUUGAACUCAAUGAAGACAGUCAUGGUUUGUGCCACUCCUUCACUGGCAGAGUGUGUUCAAACUAUUUAAUCCAGCUGCUGUUGUGACCUAGAUUGGUGACCCACAAACUGUUGUACAUAACAGUUUGGUUUCUCUGCAUUCAUACUGUAUAUGCAGCAUCUGAUGUGUGCAAAUGAAGGCAAACAAAGAUUCACCUUAAGACUGUGUUAUACUGUGUGGCAAGUCUGCAAAUGAUGAAGACGGACCUGAGCUGUUUGAACCUGGGCAACCUUUAAUAUUCAAGAUACAAGAUCCAAGAUUCAAGAAAGCUUUAUUGCCAAGUGAGCUCGCACACACAAGGAAUUUGACGUGGUGAAUGGAACACUGGUACUUAACAAGACAGUAAGGACAAUAAAUAUAUAAAACUAAACACAAAUCC
Molecule: messenger RNA, 3764 nt
Organism: Notolabrus celidotus (New Zealand spotty)
Lineage: Eukaryota; Metazoa; Chordata; Actinopteri; Labriformes; Labridae
Gene: bcl3
Product: BCL3 transcription coactivator
Exons: 11
Coding region: 1680-3188 (502 amino acids)
Molecular function (GO): protein binding
Source: RefSeq, a predicted model, not a curated record